UUUUCUCCACAAGAUAGUCAAAACAAACAUGAAAUGAUGCAUACUGGACAGAAACCGCUUGUUUGUGAGGCGUUUCGUGAAACCUUUUCUCAACAGGUUAAUCUUAAAACGCAUAUCAAAGUGCACACUGGUGAGAAACCAUUUGUUUGCGAGACCUGUGGUAAAGCCUUUGUUUGGAAACAUUGCCUUCCCAGACACGAGAGGCUGCACACUGGUGAGAAAGCAUUUGUUUGUGAGUUCUGUGGUAAAGCCUGUUCUCAACAAGGUGAUCUAAUCAGACAUGAGAGGGUGCAUACUGGAGAGAAACCAUUUGUUUGUGAGAUCUGUGGUAAAGCCUUUUCUCGGCGGAGUAUUCUUAAAAAGCAUGUCAAGGUGCAUAAUCUUAAAAAACAUAUCAAGAUGCAUUGUGGAGAGAAACCAUUUGUUUGUGAGAUCUGUGGUAAAGCCUAUUCUACACGAGCUACUCUAAUCAGACAUGAGAAGGGCCAUACAGCAUGUACAGGGGAGAAAACAUUUGUCUGUGAGUCCUGUGGAAAAGCCUUUGCUUGUCCAAGUCAGCUACGCUAUCAUGAGCGGGUGCACACUGGUGAAAAACCAUUUGUUUGUGAGACCUGCGGUAAAGCCUUUUCUACAAAAUCUGGUCUAAUCAGACAUGAAAGGGUACCUCAUGGAGAGAACCGAGAUGUUUGUGAGAUCUGUGGUGAAGCCUUUUCUCGGCAGAGUAGACUUAAAGAUCAUAUGAAGGUGCACACUGGUGAGAAACCAUUUGUUUGUAAGACCUGUGGUAAGGCCUUUUCUACACGAGGUGUUCUAAUCACACAUGUGAGGGUUCAUACUGGAGAGAAACCAUUUGUUUGUGAGAUCUGUGGUAGAACCUUUUCAACUCGAGUUUAUGUACGCAAACAUGUUAGGCUCCAUACUGGUAAGAAACCAUUUGUUUGUGAGAUCUGUGGUAAAGCGUUUUCUGCUCGAGACUAUCUACGCAUACAUGUGAGGGUUCAUGCUGCUGAGAAACCAUUUGUUUGUGAGACCUGUGGUAAAGCCUUCCCUACACAUGGUUCUCUAAUCAGACAUGAGAGUGUUCAUACUGGUGAGAAACCAUUUGCUUGUGAGAUCUGUGGUAAAGCCUUUUCUUCUCGAGAUAAUCUACGCAAACAUGUUAAGGUUCAUACUGGAGAGAAACCAUUUGUUUGUGAGACCUGUAGUAAAGCCUUUUCUUCACGAGUUGAUCUACUCAGACAUGAGAGGGUUCACACUGGAGAGAAACCAUUUGUUUGUGAGAUCUGUGAUAAAGCCUUUUCUCGGCGGAGUAGUAUUAAAAGGCAUAUCAAGGUGCAUACUGAUGAGAAACCUUUUAUUUUAUGAGACCUUUGGUGAAGCCUUUUGUACAUGAGGUAAUCGAAUCAGAUAUGAGAGGGUGCACACCAGUGAAAAAUCAUUUGUUUGCAAGAUCUGUGCUUGAGCCUUUUCUACAUGAGGUGUUUUGAUCAGACCUGAGAGGGUGCACACUGGAGAGAAACCAUUACAUGUAUUUGAGAGACAUGUGGUGUAAAGCCUUUGCUUGUAAAAGUACUCUAUGCAGCCAUAUGUAGAAUGCAUACUGGAAUCGAUUUGUUUAUGAAACCUGUGGCCAAGCCUUUGCCAUCAAAAGUAAUCUUCAUGCACACGAGAGGAUGCACGCCUGAGAGAGAGACCAUUUAUUUUGUUUGUGAGAUCUGUGGUAAAGCCUUUGCUCAGGGAAAAAAUCUGAAACUGUCAAUGUACAUGAGAAACCAUUGUUUGUGAGACCUGUGGUACAGGCGUUUUGUGAGGAAAUCUAAAUAGACAAAAGGGUACAUACUGGUCAGAAGUCGAUUAUGAAUGACCUUGGGUAAAGUCGUUUCUGAGCAAGGUACAUAAUACCUUUAGUCUUAACCUACAUAAAAGGAUGCACAAGAAUGUGGGAAAAACAUGUAGGCCUAAUUCGGACGAUUCACAAUGCAGUGCGCCACCCAGAGUUUGUCACGGAGAGUUCAUUUUUACCAGUGCAUUGUGGGAGAUGGUCGACAAAUUUGCAGCGCGGGAUACUUGAAAUUGUUCGUUUUUCCGGUCAGUGGUUUCUUAAGCGUAUGGUUCGAGGAUCUGUUUGCCCAUUUCUUUUCUUGUUAUCAAUAUGGUGUUUCUUUGUAAGGCGGCAUAACACUAUGCCCCAACCUAUGACAUAUGAGCUCAAGUUGUCUACGACACUCAAUCUGAUGAGCCAUGUUUUGUCGACCGUAAAUUUGAAAAAAUGAACUCUCCGUGUUGUCACAUUAAAGGGGGCACUUUUCUGAGGAAUGUAUCUAAAGUACAUGUACUAAAGGUUCGAUUUGGUUGUAACUUGAUAUUUUACCUAAACCCGGAUGUGUUUUAGAUGAAAAAUCAGGUCAUUCGAAACAACUGGUACAUGUACUCUCUAUCUGUACUUUUAUGUAAUCUUUGUAUUUUUGAUCUCAGUUGCUGUGCUUGUUUGCAUUUUAGUGUGUAAUGGCUACUUUCGGUUUAUUCCUAAUGACAUGUGUCUUGGACGUGGAAGAAAGCGUUUUAGACACAUAUUCCACAUGUCAAAAUGUAUAGAGGGUAAUUGUAUUGUUUAUUACCAGAUAUGGAUGGAUUUGGGUCGUUAAUUGGUAGUGCCUUUUAGUUAUCCAUCACACAUUGACGAAACCAAAAAUAUCUCAGUAGAACCAUUGAACUGGCUUAAUUCUGUACAAUUUCACUUUGCAAAGUUUAUGUUGCCUCUUUAUCGCUUGAUCCUAUGUACCUUGAGAAGAAUCUUUUGUUCAAAUCAUUUUAAUAUAUUUUGUAUUGAUAAGGAAAGGAAUGC
Patiria miniata (bat star) is the source of this 2845-nucleotide messenger RNA. Its product is annotated as zinc finger protein OZF-like. The record is from RefSeq and is a predicted model, not a curated record. The transcript has a single exon. Bases 34 to 1365 code for a protein of 443 amino acids. NCBI's taxonomy places the organism in Eukaryota, Metazoa, Echinodermata, Asteroidea, Valvatida, Asterinidae.